Molecule: messenger RNA, 1869 nt
Organism: Rhea pennata
Lineage: Eukaryota; Metazoa; Chordata; Aves; Rheiformes; Rheidae
Gene: FUCA1
Product: alpha-L-fucosidase 1
Exons: 7
Coding region: 10-1122 (370 amino acids)
Biological process (GO): fucose metabolic process; glycoside catabolic process
Cellular component (GO): lysosome
Molecular function (GO): alpha-L-fucosidase activity
Source: RefSeq, a predicted model, not a curated record
CGGGGCGCCAUGGCGGCCCGCGGGCUCUUGUGGCUUGCGGCGGCGGGGCUAGCGCUGGCCGAGCCGCACUACCGCCCGGAUUGGGCCAGCCUGGACGCGCGGCCGCUGCCGGCCUGGUUCGACCAGGCCAAGGUGGGCGUGUUUGUGCACUGGGGGGUGUUCGCCGUCCCGGCCUGGGGCUCCGAGUGGUUCUGGUGGCACUGGAGGGGCGAGCACCGCGCCGACUACGAGCGCUUCGUGCGCAGCCGCUACCCGCCCGCCACCACCUACGCGGACUUCGCGCCCCUCUUCACCGCCCGCGACUUCCAGCCCCGCGAGUGGGCCCGGCUCUUCCAGCGGGCCGGCGCCAGGUAUGUGGUACUGACAGCGAAGCAUCAUGAAGGCUUCACAAACUGGGGGUCACCUGUGUCCUGGAGCUGGAACUCUGUGGAUACGGGGCCUCACCGAGAUCUUGUAGGAGAGCUCGGACAAGCUCUCAGGGAGAGCAACAUACGCUAUGGACUGUAUCAUUCUCUGUUAGAGUGGUUUAAUCCACUCUAUCUAGCUGACAAAGAAAUUGGCUUCAAGACCCAGAGCUUCGUUUUACAGAAGACAAUGCCAGAACUUUAUGAUCUUGUCUUAAGAUAUAAACCAGAUUUGAUUUGGUCGGAUGGAGACUGGGAAGCUCCGGAGUCGUACUGGAAUUCUACCUCUUUCCUUGCCUGGCUUUAUAAUGAUAGUCCUGUCAAGGACACUGUUGUUGUGAAUGAUCGUUGGUGUAAUAACUGCUCCUGCCAUCAUGGAGACUACUACAAUUGUGCAGACAAAUACAAACCAGGUACCCUGCUGACUCACAAGUGGGAGAUGUGCUCCUCUAUUGACAAGCUUUCCUGGGGGUAUCGAAGCAACAUGCAUAUUGAUGAGUUAAUGGAUGAAGCAAGUAUCAUUGAGGAACUAGUGCAGACUGUGAGUUUUGGAGGCAACUACCUUCUCAAUGUGGGCCCUACAAAAGAAGGGGUGAUUGUUCCCAUCUUCCAAGAAAGACUUCUGGCACUUGGGAGGUGGCUGGAUACUAAUGGGGAGGCAAUUUAUGAAUCAAGGCCAUGGAGAGUACAGAUGGAGAACAGCACAAGCAGUGUCUGAUUUAGUACUCUCUGAAGCUUUGCCAACAGAUGUGGAUGGCUUUUAGGAAAUAUCCUACAACUGGAGUGCUUAGUUUCUGCCCCAAGUGUUAUGUAAGGAAUAUCUUACUGUGCACAUACAGUUGGAAAGAAGAGAAUAAAAGUCAGGACAUCAGCCAUUUUUGCUUAAUUAAAAAGGAACACGUCUUCCUUAAAAAAAAAUCCAUGCUGUUGCUGUCAGGAUUGUUUAAGUAGUGGUCCUGGCUAGUUUAAGUUGCAUAAGUGUACUUUAUUUAAGCUCAUGCAGUCUGUGAAUUUAGUGAUAUUUGCUUUUAAGCUGUUAUAUAACAGUACUGCUCACUGUUACCCAACUACUAUGUCUUACUUGUUGAAAAAGGCAUAGUAGGUGAGCCAAGAGCCAGAAACACUAAAAAAAAGUUGUUUUUUUUUUCAAGUGUGCCCAAAUGUGUUCAGCCUAGAAAUGCAGAGCAAUAAAAAGAUCAGCAAAAGGCAGUGUGUCCGCUCUGUUGACCACAGCCUGAAGCAAGGACAGAUGAGCAAAUGACGUCCGCUUUUAGGAACCGUGUGGACUUUGUGUGGGUUUCAUCAGCCAGUGCUGACGGUAGGUCCAAGUGACACAUUUUGGAAUGAGAGGAAAAUAGGUGACCCCUGCAUGGCAGCAGUAGGCAAGCCAAUGUUCUUGUGUUGUCUGGAAAGGUCAAGCUCAUGUCCGGUUCUCUCAUAUGGAGCUCUUCGUGUUGCUGAACUG